AUGCAACACCAAGUGGUAAUAAUAGUAUUUUUGCUGGCAUAUGCCUUCUCCCUGCAAGUUCCCCCAAAACCCAAGCCAGGAUCCAGCAAGGAGCCGUUGAAGGACUCUAAAAACAAAACUGAGAUAUUUAGUGCAAAUGCCACACUAAUCCCAAUUGUGACAGUGGCGCCGGAAAAGCUGGCAGAAGUACAUAUCGAUCAGCACAAAACAAUUCGAAUUAGCAAAGGGGAUCUGGAUGAUAUCCUGGACGUGUACAUGGAGAAAAUAGCAGAGAGUGCGGCCACCAUCAAGGACAAGGAUAUUGAGAUCAAUAAACUGCAAACCAUAAACCCAACCAGUGAUGAUCUUCAGGUUCGGCUUGACAAUCUCACCCAGACUUGUACAGCCCAAAAUGCCACCCAGGCCACUGCCAUCAAGGAGAAGGACGAGAAGAUCAAGGAACUGGAGACCAAAGUGAAAGUGUAUGAGACCAGGCUGAAGAGGAAACAGCAUCUAUUGACGGAGCUAAAAAAACAAAACACUUCCAGCACGGCAUUAAUUAAUCAUUUCCGGGUCAAAGCCGCGUACUUUGAAAAGAAAUUCCGGGAGAAGAAGGACGACCUACUGGCGGAUUGGGAGGCGGCCACCACGACCUGCAUGCCCUUUGGUAAAUCAUCCGGAAUACAUUUGCUCCACCUCCCUGGAUUCCUGCCCUUUUUAGUGGCCUGUGAAGGCCUGACCACCGCUGGAGCCGGUUGGUUGGCUAUUCAGCGACGGACUGAUGGUUCUGUGAACUUUUACCGGAACUGGGACUCAUACAGUAAGGGCUUUGGGAAACUUAAUGGAGAGUUCUUCAUCGGAUUGGAGAAACUGCAUCAAAUAACCAAAUCCCAGCCGCAUGAGCUGUAUAUUAGCUUUAGGAGGUUCAACGGCGAGUGGAGCUAUGCCCACUACGAUGACUUCCUUAUCGGCAGUGAGGAGGAAGGCUACGAGCUGAAGCUUCUGGGUCACUAUCAAGGCAAUGCCAGUGACGCACUGCGCACCCACGACAAGAUGAAGUUCUCGACCUUCGACCGGGACAACGAUGAGUUCACCCAUAUGAAUUGUGCCGAGUAUCAUCAUGGAGCAUGGUGCAACUUAAAUGGCAAGUACUUUAACAAUGAGGUGGACAAUGUCCAAGGGAUAUACUGGGAGCCCUGGUAUAGUUUCCGUUCCCUGAAGUCCGUACAGAUGCUGAUUCGUCCCAAGAGCCAAAAGGAGUUGAAAGAUUUGCCAAAAACUAAAAUAAACCUACGACACUUAUAG
This is a messenger RNA of Drosophila bipectinata, 1284 nucleotides long. Lineage: Eukaryota; Metazoa; Arthropoda; Insecta; Diptera; Drosophilidae. The record is from RefSeq and is a predicted model, not a curated record.